UAUUUAUUUUUGUAGUUGAAGAAACAACGUUGGAGACUCCGUCCCAACAGUUACACAAUCGGUGCUUGCAUUUCCAUCCUUUGUAUACACAACACACUUCAUACCCAACCAAUCUCACUGAACCUUAACAAUGGCAUCUUCUACUCUCACCAACACCAUCUCUCACACUUUUUCUCCUCCCAAAUCUUCAUCUCUCACAUUUCCCACCUCCAGAUCUCUCCAUCUCCCCACCCAGUUCAGGAACACCACACGUUUCACUAUCUCUUGUUCUUCAGAUUCUACAAAUUCUCCAAAACAAGACACCACCCCAAUUGAAUUAAGGUAUUCUGCAUUUCCAACCGUAUUGGACAUCAAUCAGAUUCGUGAAAUUCUUCCUCAUAGGUUUCCAUUUCUUCUAGUGGAUAGAGUGAUUGAAUACAAUCCUGGAGUUUCUGCUGUUGCUAUAAAGAAUGUAACAAUAAAUGACAACUUCUUUCCUGGACAUUUUCCAGAAAGACCUAUCAUGCCUGGUGUUCUCAUGGUUGAGGCGAUGGCACAGGUGGGUGGAUUGGUUAUGUUACAACCUGAAGUUGGAGGUUCUCGUGAGAGUUUCUUCUUUGUUGGGAUAGACAAAGUACGAUUUAGGAAGCCAGUGAUUGCUGGAGACACCUUAGUAAUGAGAAUGACACUUAUCAAACUGCAAAAGCGAUUUGGAAUAGCAAAGAUGGAAGGGAAGGCAUAUGUUGGAGGUGAAAUUGUCUGUGAGGGCGAGUUUUUGAUGGCCACAGGAUCUGCGAGUGAAUGAUUAGUGCAACCUCUCCACCAAAAUGAGAGUUGAUUUUGCUGCAUUUAUUUUAUGCUUGUAGCAUUCUUUUAGUUGUUUAACUCUAGAUUAUAUUUUUGAUAUGUUGUUGAGUAGAAAAUCCAAAACUUUGAUUAAGUUAAAAAGACAACUAUGUGCAUGUGUGGAUUAAAGUUUACAAACUUAAGUUUGAAUAAAACUCAUUUUGCAAAAAUAACUUUUGCGGCCAAUA
Messenger RNA from Cicer arietinum (chickpea), 1013 nucleotides. RefSeq lists its product as uncharacterized. Lineage: Eukaryota; Viridiplantae; Streptophyta; Magnoliopsida; Fabales; Fabaceae. The record is from RefSeq and is a predicted model, not a curated record. Gene Ontology annotation, biological process: fatty acid biosynthetic process. Gene Ontology annotation, molecular function: hydro-lyase activity.